Closterium sp. Naga37s-1 is the source of this 627-nucleotide messenger RNA. NCBI's taxonomy places the organism in Eukaryota, Viridiplantae, Streptophyta, Zygnematophyceae, Desmidiales, Closteriaceae. The record is from the annotation of a GenBank genome assembly.
AUGCUCACCCACCCCACUGGCAGCAACGCCAUGCUCACUCACCCCACUGGUAGCAACGCCAUGCUCACUCACCCCACUGGCAGCAACGCCAUGCUCACUCACCCCACUGGCAGCAACGCCAUGCUCACUCACCCCACUGGUAGCAACGCCAUGCUCACUCACCCCACUGGCAGCAACGCCAUGCUCACUCACCCCACUGGCAGCAACGCCAUGCUCACUCACCCCACUGGUAGCAACGCCAUGCUCACUCACCCCACUGGCAGCAACGCCAUGCUCACUCACCCCACUGGCAGCAACGCCAUGCUCACUCACCCCACUGGUAGCAACGCCAUGCUCACUCACCCCACUGGCAGCAACGCCAUGCUCACUCACCCCACUGGCAGCAACGCCAUGCUCACUCACCCCACUGGUAGCAACGCCAUGCUCACUCACCCCACUGGCAGCAACGCCAUGCUCACUCACCCCACUGGCAGCAACGCCAUGCUCACUCACCCCACUGGCAGCAACGCCAUGCUUACUCACCCCACUGGCAGGAACGCCAUGCUCACUCACCCCACUGGCAGGAACGCGUGCCAUCCGGCUCACAGCCCAACCCCGCACAGGCAGGAUCUGCAGCAACUGAAGUGA